AUGGAAACCAUUAAUGCAUUUCGAUUUUAUAUUAAAGAUCUAUCUAAACAACUUGAAGAGCUAUGCAAAUUACAAAAACGAGAUCGAGCGGACGAGUCAUUAAAAGUAUAUCGUGGGUAUGCCAACAUGACCACACUCGAACUAGAUCAAAUACGACAAAAUAUUGGUGGAUUAAUAUCAUUCAACGGGUUCACAUCGACCACAAAGGAUUAUGAAAUUGCGUUAGGGUUUGCCAUAUCUAAACCAACACACGAAUCAGUAAUCUUCCAAAUUCUCGCCAAUUAUAAUUUGAACAAUGUCAUAUUCGCUGAUAUUACACAAUAUUCUGAGUUUCAUGAAAAUGAAAUUUUAUUUGGUCUCUGUUCAGUAUUUCGAAUUACUAAUUGUGUUCGUAACGAAAAUAAUCAAAUGUCCAUAAUUGAAAUGACUGCAACAGAUGAAGAUGUACAGAACUUUGAAAACUUCGUUCAGAAGAAAGCUGAAGCAGUAAUCAUCGAAAGAAAUACUCAUCUGUUACGUUGCAUCAAUUCAUGUAGCAGACGGCGAUCUAUUAUUCUAGGGUCCACUAUUAUCUGUCUAUUUAUAAUAAGCAUCGCUGCUGUGAUUCUUAGUCGUUAUAUGGUAUCAAAACAUCAGAUAUCGAAUUUCUAUAAUUGUGAAGGCGCAAAUUGUACGACAUCGAGCACAACUAUAGUAUUUCUAAAUAUUGAUAAAUUUUCGACAAUUUCUGUCAAAUUCAACGAUGUUACAAAUGCAUUUGUUUCCUUAGAUACAUCAACUGUCACGCAUGAGAUUGCUUCAAUAAAUACUGUGACGACAGAACUAAUGGCAACAGCAUCUACAUCAGCCGCAAAGUCUGCAUCACCGAAGACCCCAUCUCAGUCAACAGCACCAUUAUCAGAAUGGUAUAAUACUAGCAAUAUGAAUAAUCAACGAACUUCUCACACAGCAUCUGUAUUAGCAAAUGGACACGUAUUAGUUGCUGGUGGAGAUUAUUAUGGAGUCAUGAAUGAUAGUGAGUUGUAUGAUCCAGUAGCAGGAACUUGGACAACUACUGGUAGCAUGACUAAUGCACGGAAUGUUCACGCAGCAUCUGUAUUAUCAAAUGGAAAAGUAUUAGUCACUGGUGGGUAUCGUCGUAGUAAUAAUGAUCUUAUUGAGUUGAAUAGUGCUGAAUUAUAUAAUCCAUCAACAAAAACUUGGGCAACUACCAGUAAUAUGCAUUUUACACGAGCGGGGCACAGAUCAUCUGUAUUAAAAAAUGGAAAAGUAUUGGUUACUGGUGCACCUAUGUAUAGGCAUGGUUAUAGUCUCAAUUUGAAUAUUUCUGAAUUAUAUGAUCCAUCAACGGAAAUUUGGACAAUUCCUGAUAAUACGGGCAAUGAACAGAUGCGAAUGUCACACACAGCAACCGUAUUAACAGAUGGACAAGUGUUAGUUGCCGGUGGAUUCAAUCUUGCUGAUGGUAUAACAAGUACUGUGUUGUAUGAUCCCUCAAGCGACAGUUGGACACCUACUGGUAGCUUGACUAAUGGACGAUAUUGGCACACAGCAUCUAUAUUAAAAAAUGGAAAAGUGUUAGUUACUGGUGGAAUGAAUCAUAUUGCGCUGAACACAACGGAGUUGUACGAUCCAUCUACAAAACGUUGGAAAACUACUGGUAGCUUGAAUAAUGCACGAUAUCAACACACAGCAUCUAUAUUAAAAAAUGGCACAGUAUUAGUCACUGGUGGAUCUCAUUCUGGUAAUAAUACUAUUAUUGUCUUGAAUAGUACUGAAUUAUAUGAUCCAUCAACAGAAACUUGGACAAUGGUGGCUCAUAUGAAUACAAAACGAAUUGGUCAUACAGCAUCCGUAUUAUUAAACGAAAAAGUUUUAGUGUGUGGUGGUUCCAGCUACGAGGCUCCUUUUUAUCCAAUAUAUGGAGAAUUAUAUGAAAUACCAUAA
Molecule: messenger RNA, 1947 nt
Organism: Adineta steineri
Lineage: Eukaryota; Metazoa; Rotifera; Eurotatoria; Adinetida; Adinetidae
Source: the annotation of a GenBank genome assembly